AUGGUGGUUAUAAAAAAAAGUCGGAAGUGGAAAUUAGCUCUCACAAAAAACAAAUUUGCAAAUGAUUUUAUUAAAAGUGGUGACUUUUGGUUAUCAAAAAAGACCAUCCUCCGGUUUUCGUUAUUUGGUGCCGUUUUUUCUCCUCCACGACGUGCCAAUACCGAAUUUUUGCAGAAAAACGAAGCCACCUCUGGGGCGUCACCCUCAGCAAGGAGAGUCGGUGUCGGGUUCAGGGGAAGAAAGAAGAAUCAAGAGUCUGAUUACCCUGCUCUGGCUACUUUUAAACAGCAUCAGGACGACCAAACGGACCUGUUGACUUUCCAAGGUGUCAAGACCAUCACCAAGAAGACUUUUCUAAUAACAGUCAAGACGACGGGUCUGAUGCCAAAUCUACAAACCCUUGACCAAUGGAUGACGACAGAGGGCGUUGGAGCAGCUAAAAGGUAGGUGCAGUGUCCAUUUAUCUCGCAUGAACAUUCCUCAAACGCACAAUCAACUUGAGAAUUUAGAAAACAUCUGUGCAAGGUAAUUGAUAAACCUCUAAUGAUAGUGAUACCCGAGAAAUGUGAGAAUUGAGAUAACUGCAGUUACCACUAUUUCGAAAUGACAAAGUCCAACGUAAAGUAAUAAACUUGGUACGUGACUUGAUGUUUGAAUAUUUUAAUUCAAAAACAGCAACAUUUUUGGCUUCAAAAUUUUCAUUUGGACUUUAAAC
Zophobas morio is the source of this 715-nucleotide messenger RNA. RefSeq lists its product as uncharacterized. The record is from RefSeq and is a predicted model, not a curated record. Lineage: Eukaryota; Metazoa; Arthropoda; Insecta; Coleoptera; Tenebrionidae. The coding region runs from base 1 to 447 and encodes 148 amino acids. The transcript has 6 exons.